AUGGCCGUCUUCAGCACACUCUGCACCACAGCCUUCGCCGGCGUAGUCCUAGUCUCCGUCAAGAAUUUAGGCAAGCACUCCUGGGACAUCCCACUCGGCUUCAUCGCAUCGGCAGGUGCGCAAAAGUCCAUGGUCGCCCAGCACGCCCUCAACGGCGCCACCCUCUUCCUAGGCAAACUCUGCCUCUUGACAAUGUACCACCGCGUCUUCGGCCACAUGCAAAAGGUCCGCUACCAGCUCAUCGUCACCGCCGUUCUCGCCCUUCCCUUGUUAGCCGCCACUAUUAUCCGUCCCGUCAUGGUGGGUCCGCCGGUUGGGAAGCCGUGGGGGACGAGGAAUCCUGCUAUGAAGGGAGCGGAUAUCCCCGGGCUGAUGAUUGGCAUCGACAAUAUUGUUGUAGAUGCUUGUCUUGCGUGGAUUCCUGUGCCAGUUAUUUGGGGGUUGAAGUUGGAGGGGGGUAGGAAGAAGGGGGUCAUGGCUUUGUUUGGGACGGGACUGAUGUGA
Molecule: messenger RNA, 504 nt
Organism: Periconia digitata
Lineage: Eukaryota; Fungi; Ascomycota; Dothideomycetes; Pleosporales; Periconiaceae
Source: the annotation of a GenBank genome assembly